AUGGGGAAGUGGAUAAAAAACGCCGUUUUUGCCUGGGUGAUUUAUUUCCGACAUGAAGUGUUCGCUGCUGGUUUCGGAUUGGCAUUAUUGUACAUGACGGUGUUGGGCUUUGACCUCGUCACGACAGCAUAUGCCUAUUCUCAAGGAGUUCCUCCUUGGCUCCUGGGUUUGUUGACUGGACUAGGAGCUUUGAAUGGCAUGAUUGGGGCUCUUAGUUUCCCCUGGCUCUGUUCUCGCUUGGGA
This is a messenger RNA of Notodromas monacha, 243 nucleotides long. The record is from the annotation of a GenBank genome assembly. Lineage: Eukaryota; Metazoa; Arthropoda; Ostracoda; Podocopida; Cyprididae.